This is a messenger RNA of Brettanomyces bruxellensis, 813 nucleotides long. It is a transcript of the gene RPS0, whose product is annotated as structural constituent of ribosome. The transcript has 2 exons. The record is from RefSeq and is a predicted model, not a curated record. Bases 1 to 813 code for a protein of 270 amino acids. Gene Ontology annotation, biological process: cytoplasmic translation; ribosomal small subunit assembly. Gene Ontology annotation, molecular function: structural constituent of ribosome. NCBI's taxonomy places the organism in Eukaryota, Fungi, Ascomycota, Pichiomycetes, Pichiales, Pichiaceae. Gene Ontology annotation, cellular component: 90S preribosome; cytosolic small ribosomal subunit; ribosome.
AUGGUUGACUUUUCAUUGACUGAGGACGACUUGAAGCUCUUGAUUGCAGCUAACGCUCAUCUUGGCUCAAAGAACACUAACAUUCACCAAAUUCCAUACAUCUACAAGACUAGACCAGAUGGUGUCAACGUGAUCAACCCAAACAAGACUUGGGAGAAAAUUGUUCUUGCCGCUAGAAUUAUUGCAGCUAUUCCAAACCCAUCGGACGUUGUUGCAGUUUCUUCAAGAACUUUGGGACAAAGAGCUGUUUUGAAGUUUGCUUCCCAUACCGGUGCUACUCCAAUUGCUGGUAGAUUCACUCCAGGUUCUUUCACCAACUACAUCACUAGAUCCUUCAAGGAGCCAAGACUUCUUAUUGUGACAGACCCAAGAACUGACGCACAGGCCAUCAAGGAGGCUUCAUAUGUUAACAUCCCUGUUAUUGCCUUGUCAGAUUGUGAUUCUCCUUCCGAAUUCGUUGAUGUCGCUAUUCCAUGCAACAACAAGGGUAAGCACUCAAUCGGUUUGUUGUGGUGGUUGCUUGCCAGAGAGGUUCUUAGACUAAGAGGCACUAUUCCCGACAGAACCCAGCCAUGGAGUGUUAUGCCUGACUUGUACUUCUACAGAGACCCAGAGGAACCUAUUGUUGAGGCUGCUCCAGAGUACGAGGCCGAGGAAGAAGAGGAAGAGGCUACUACCGAGACUGCUGAGGCUGAGUGGACUGCUGAGCCAACUGCUGCUGACUGGGCUCAGACUUCUAACGGGGAUUGGGCUGCUGAAGGUGCUGAAGGUGCUGAGGCUGUUGAGACUGCUGCUGCUGCCUCAUCAUGGUAA